Messenger RNA from Eupeodes corollae, 2143 nucleotides. RefSeq names its product NEDD8 ultimate buster 1. The coding region runs from base 194 to 2044 and encodes 616 amino acids. Gene Ontology annotation, molecular function: protein binding. The record is from RefSeq and is a predicted model, not a curated record. NCBI's taxonomy places the organism in Eukaryota, Metazoa, Arthropoda, Insecta, Diptera, Syrphidae. Gene Ontology annotation, biological process: regulation of ubiquitin-dependent protein catabolic process. The transcript has 8 exons.
CGUCUAUUCAAGAACAAUAAUCAUAUGUUUUUUGUUUAAUUUCCAAGUAUAUUGAAAUAUUGAACAAUGGGCCAUUAGUUUUCCAAAAAUACACGUAGAUACUCAGCUGCACAAUUUCACAAUUUCAAUAAUUUGACAAAGCUUCUCAGCGAGAAGUGUUUUAUCUUAAGUAAAACAACAACAACAACGAAAAAUGCCAAAUCAUAUUGAUAAUAUAAUUAUCCAAGUUCGAGCCCGACUCCAGGAACAACAAAUAAAACUAUGGCUUGGACCGUACUACUAUGAAGACAUCGGAGUUGUGGAAUCUGAGUUAGAGAAACUUGCUGAAGAAUUCAGUAGAAACCUUGGAGUUUCGGUUUCAAAUUGUAAAUCAGCCUUGAGUGAGCUGCAAGACGGAGCUCUACGAAAACUGGCAUCACGUAAGGAGUUCGAGGAAACUGGCUUGGCCACAUUCAGUGUCCGUCGUGUGAACAACACCGAAGGCACUGAGAACGUUUUCGAAGUCAAAUGUUCCCUCUCAGAUCUUGGUGAGGAGCUUCAGAGGAAAAUUGCCGAAAAAAUACAAGUCAAUGAUCCUGCACGCAUUAAAAUUAUAUCCGCAGGCAAAAUUGUCAAUCCUAAAGUUAUCCUCGAAGUCCAAGGAAUAAAAAAUAAUCAGCAACUAAUGACAAUCAUAAGUGGAGUGGAGAAAGGCGCUCUCAACUCUCAAGAAGCAAUGUACGAUCGUAUAAGAAAAAUCAAAGAAGACGUCGAGGCCAUUGUGAACUCUGGAAAUCGUUUAUUUGAGAUGGAAGAUCAAGAUGGAAAUCCAGUUUUUCUUCCACCAGACGAAAACAAAGCUCUUCUCAUGGCCAUGGGUUAUUGCGAGAAGGCUCGGGCAGCUGUAAAGCGCAAUCAAUAUGAUGAAGCUCUCAUCUUACUCCUCGAGGCUGACGAAAAGUUCACCACAUGCAAUUCCAGUUUCCUAGAAUCAGUCGAUAAUUAUGCUCUUGUUAAUUUGGAUAUUGUUUGGUGUUAUCUUUGUCUCAAGAAUCUUACUCAACUGCCAGAUGCCCAACGUCGUUUGGAAAUCUGUGAGAAGAGCUUCCAUCGCAGCUACGGCAAGGAUCUAAGUCGUUUGAUUAAUCUCAAAGGUGAUUCGUGUCCAGAGAGGGCUCUUAUAAUGCGUCUGCAUUUGCUACAGGGUGUUUUGUUGUUCCAUCAAAAUCGACGCAAUGAAGCCUACGAGAAACUCGAUCUUGCUCAAUCAGAACUCAAAAAAUUAAAAGUUGACGAUAGCAGCGUAGAGCAAUUAGUUGAGAUGGGCUUCGAUCCAGUCGAGGCGAGGACAGGUUUACGAGCUUGUAAAGGAGAUCUCAGCCAAGCCAUUAAUUUUAUAUACGAUCGAAAGAAUAAAAUCGCUGAAGCUCGCAAAAAGUCUAAAAAAGAGCGAAAAAUAAAUGAAAAACUCGGUGAGUCGAGGAAUUCAGGGGGAACUGAAACUGAAAGUUGGGUAAAUCCACGAAGUGUGUGUUCAUUGGUUGAGAUGGGGUUUGAACAAGAGUUAGUUGUGGUGGCAUUGAAAAUGGCCGAUAAUGAUCUUACAAAGGCUUUGGACAUGUUGCAAACCAAUUCUGAGGCAUUAGUUAGAGACUUGCCCGCCACUCCUCAAUCAAUCGAUGAAACAUUGUUCAAUGAACUUAAAAACAUGGGUUUUGACGAACAAACAGUUCGAUUAGCUCUCGAGUCUACAACAAAUAAUCCCGAAAAAGCAAUAGAUUUCCUUUUGAAAACAUUUAAAAAUCAAAGUGAUCUAAGUAAUACAAUAGAGCAGUUAGUCAGAACUUACACAGGAGGAGCAUCUACUUCAACAGGAGGAGCUGUAAGCGAUGAUUCAACAGUUAUGGGAAAGUUUUUGAAGAGAGCUCAAAAAGAAAUCGAUUCGAUGAGUGCGUAUAAUCGUUUCAAUGAAGAUAUAUCUGCCAAUGAAAAUGAAUAUUUGGAUUUGUCCUUGAUACAAGAGGAGCAAAUUCUUGCCGAAUAUAAACUUUUUUUAGAGCAGUAAAAGAUUUGUUUUAUAUAAAUGUGCAUGAAAAUGUGCUUAACAUUUUUACUUCUUAUUUUUGUUGCGUUAAGAAAUAAAAUAUAUUUUUAUAAUUUGAAA